This is a messenger RNA of Ochotona princeps (American pika), 421 nucleotides long. It is a transcript of the gene TFF3, whose product is annotated as trefoil factor 3. The transcript is spliced from 3 exons. The coding region runs from base 5 to 244 and encodes 79 amino acids. The record is from RefSeq and is a predicted model, not a curated record. NCBI's taxonomy places the organism in Eukaryota, Metazoa, Chordata, Mammalia, Lagomorpha, Ochotonidae. Gene Ontology annotation, biological process: maintenance of gastrointestinal epithelium.
UACCAUGGAGGUUAGAACGCUGUGGCUGCUGCUACUGCCUGCUCUAUGGUCCUUGGGCUCGGCCGACGAGUAUGUGGACCUGUCGCCCAGCCAGUGCCAGGUCUCCGCUGAGGACAGGGUGGACUGUGGCUACUCCCAGAUCACCGAGGAGGAGUGCAACGACAGGGGCUGCUGCUUCGACUCCAGCAUCCGGGGCGUGCCCUGGUGCUUCAAGCCUCUGCAGAACGCAGAAUGCACGUUUUGAAGUGCUCCUGUUGUUGCGGCCCUGCCCCCCCCGCCUGGUGUGAGGCCCUGCACCCGUCUCCUGCCCUGUGCCAUUCCCCAACCCGCUUCUCUCUCACCCUGCUCCUACCCAACACCACCUCCAAAUGUAAAUGCUGGGGCCAGAUAUUUUAGAAAAUAAAGACCCGUGCUCUGCCUA